Molecule: messenger RNA, 1207 nt
Organism: Trifolium pratense (red clover)
Lineage: Eukaryota; Viridiplantae; Streptophyta; Magnoliopsida; Fabales; Fabaceae
Product: soluble inorganic pyrophosphatase 4
Exons: 11
Coding region: 217-963 (248 amino acids)
Biological process (GO): phosphate-containing compound metabolic process
Cellular component (GO): cytoplasm
Molecular function (GO): inorganic diphosphate phosphatase activity; magnesium ion binding
Source: RefSeq, a predicted model, not a curated record
ACAGAGCGGGAAGAGAACGCGUCGCUUACACCUCACAUUUUCUCAAUUCCUCCUCUACUUAAGCAUCCUCUUUCCUUCUCCCUUUUCCAUUGCACACUCAACAAGCAAACCAAACCAACCCAUUCACACUUUCGUUACUCCCAUUUUCUCUUCGAGAUCUGUGCUUCCUCUUUAUCCUUCCUUCUCAACUGUCUGUCGGAGUGUUUUGUUCUGCAAAUGGCUUCUGAAUCGGAAAUUAUGACAGUGGGUGUUUCUGAGGUAGUACCAAUUGAAGUUACCGAAAUCGUGAUGAAUGUUAAUUUUGCUGAAGAUAUGGCUCCACCAAUUGAGACCCCAAACAAGGUUCCUACCUCGAAUUAUACCUCGCCUCCACCUCUAAAUGAGAGGAUCCUUUCAUCCUUGACUAGGAGAUCUGUUGCUGCACACCCUUGGCAUGAUCUUGAGAUAGGUCCUGAAGCUCCAAAGAUCUUCAACUGUGUGGUUGAAAUUGGGAAAGGAAACAAGGUGAAAUAUGAACUUGACAAAAAAACUGGACUUAUCAAGGUUGACCGUGUUCUUUACUCAUCAGUUGUGUACCCUCACAACUAUGGGUUUAUCCCCCGCACUAUUUGUGAGGAUGGUGACCCCAUUGAUGUCUUGGUUAUUAUGCAGGAGCCAGUUCUUCCUGGUUGCUUUCUUCGGGCCAAAGCUAUUGGGCUCAUGCCUAUGAUUGAUCAGGGUGAGAAAGAUGACAAGAUAAUUGCUGUCUGUGCUGAUGAUCCUGAGUAUAGGCAUUACAAUGACAUCAAGGAGCUUCCUCCACAUCGUUUAGCUGAAAUCCGUCGUUUUUUUGAAGAUUACAAGAAGAAUGAGAACAAGGAAGUUGCAGUAAACGAUUUUCUUCCUUCCUCAUCUGCCUUUGAAGCGAUUGAGCAUUCCAUGACCUUGUAUGCGGACUACGUUGUGGAGAGCUUGAGGCGGUAGUGUUGAUCCAUGUGGGAUUCUGCUUGCUUGGUGUUGAAGAUAUGUUUUGAAGGCUGCCAAUUUUAUUACUAUGAUUACGACGAAAAAAAUGAUUUGUACCGUAAUCCUAUCCUAUAUAGCAUGUACAUUUGUCUCACAACUGACACAUGCAUAUUCUACACAUAUUUGUGCUAAACUACUUUGUUAAAUUUUGAUUGUCAAAUGAUAUAUUCGUUUUUUGAUAUAAAAAUUUGUUUAAUAUUCA